This is a messenger RNA of Chelonoidis abingdonii (Abingdon island giant tortoise), 2393 nucleotides long. RefSeq names its product beta-1,4 N-acetylgalactosaminyltransferase 2-like. NCBI's taxonomy places the organism in Eukaryota, Metazoa, Chordata, Testudines, Testudinidae. Gene Ontology annotation, molecular function: acetylgalactosaminyltransferase activity. Gene Ontology annotation, cellular component: Golgi membrane. The record is from RefSeq and is a predicted model, not a curated record. Gene Ontology annotation, biological process: UDP-N-acetylglucosamine metabolic process; UDP-N-acetylgalactosamine metabolic process.
GCCAGAGGCUGAGCAUCGGCUCUGGAUUUCUAUGAUAGUCCACAGAUGUGACCAAAGCUAGACUGUGCCCAAAUAUGGAGGUCACCAGCAACUGAUGAACCGUCUCAGAGUCUCAGGAACAUCAAAGGAUCUGGCUCUCUACCACCAAAGCAGGAGGUCAACAGAUCUUGACUGCUGGCAAAGUCUCCACGGGAUAUCCAGAACGGAGCUGGCAGUCCCCUUUCCCAUCUGCCAGAGGUUGGCUGCCUGGGGAGCCAGAAAAUCCACACAGCUCUGCAGCCCAAGUAUGAAAUACUACUUCUGUAUCCUGCUCUUGUGUAUAGUCAGUGUGAUUUUGGUGGUCUUACGCUGGUGGUGGACAGAUGUGAAUCAGAUCAAGGGAGAGAUUUCAAAGGCUCAGUCUGACAUGAAACUUCUGUCACCAGAAAAAUACAAGUCCUUGUUUAUCUACAAUGGAAUUUGGUUAGCUCCAAAGAAUCAGUGCGAAUGUGCCAAAGUCGAUCAUGUGCAUGUCUACCAGAUGGAAGAUUAUAUCGAUAAGAAAGACCUUGCCUCAAUUAAAGAGAGGCGACAGAAGGAGUUUGAGCACUAUCAGAAAAGAUACCCUUCAAUGACUCAAGACAUAGUAAUAGCCAAACCAAACAUGCCAUUAAGCUAUCCUAUUCAAGGAGUAGAGGUGAUGCCGCUACACACGAUUAUGAUUCCAGGGCUUGGUUUGCAUGGAGUGACUGAAGAAAAGUACCAGGUGAUCCUGCGAGCAUCUCUGGGAACCCUCAAUACGCUUGCUGAUGUCUCUGAUGAUGAUGUGAGAGGACGGGGCAAGAAAGAGCUGAUCAUCUUGACCUCAGAUGUGGAGCUGCUGAAUUUCAUCCUUAGGCAUGUCACAUACACCAGUGUGGUCUACCAGCUCUCUGCAGUAGAUAUGAUGAGUUUUGAGAGCAGAGAUCAUGUCGCUCAGUUUCCUGUGAUCAUCCGACAGCCCAGCCUUCCAAAGUUAAUUGAUCCUGGAGCAGAUAGGAAGAUCAGCUCCCUGGUGACUAUCACGACGAAGACUUUCUUGCGCUAUCACAAACUUCGGCUCCUCAUCAAGAGCAUCCGACAGUACUACCCUGACAUAAAAAUCAUCGUCGCCGAUGACAGCGAAGUCCCGGAGAAGAUCAUCGAAGAGAACGUUGAGCAUUACAUCAUGCCUUUUGGAAAGGGUUGGUUUGCAGGAAGGAAUCUUGCAAUAUCUCAGGUCACAACCAAGUACUAUCUCUGGGUCGACGAUGACUACUUAUUCACCGAAAACACCAAAAUUGAGAAGCUAUUGGAUGUGCUGGAGAGAACAAACUUGGAUAUGGUUGGAGGCAGCGUGAAGGGGGACACCUACAGUUUUCAGCUGCUGUAUGAGCAGGGUGAUGACGGCGACUGUCUGCAUUUGAGAUACGGCUCCUUCCACAAGUUGGAUGGGUUCCCCAACUGUGUGGUCACCAGUGGCGUGGUCAACUUCUACCUGGCCCAUACAGACAAAAGCAGACACGUCGGCUAUGACCCUCUUCUGCAAAGAGUAGCUCACUCAGAAUUUUUCGUGGAUGGUCUGGGCAUCUUGCUUGUCGGUUCCUGCAGUGAUGUUUCUGUUGGUCACCAAGACCAUAAUCCUGCAUCUGAUCCCAACCUGGCUAAGGUAGAAGACCAAUAUAAAACAUUCCGGGACAACACUGAUGCACAGGUCCAAUUUAAGCUAGCUUUGCACUACUUCAAAAACCGACUGAAAUGCUACUCAACAAGAUAACCCUUUUACCCUGCUCUGUGCAAUUUCUACAGUAACCUCCCUGAUACUCAUGGCAGGCGUACGCUCUGGGCUUCAGCCUAAUUGCCUUAUUUGUGCCACACUGGAUGCCUUCCUUUUUGCACCUACCUUUCUAUAAAAACUUUUUAAUGGGCUGAAUUUGGGAUCUGGAAUCUCUUGGCCCAAACUUGAAAUGGACAACGCAGUCAUAUGUAUUAUCUGCAUUCUGGUCCUGCUACAGGCCUUGCGAUGGUGUCUUCUUCAUUGCAUAGUUUCUCUGAUCAUUGAGUGAGGCAGUUUUGGCUAAUACUGAGCAAGAUUCAUCAUUGCCCUGCACUGUGUCCUUUCCAGCCAGUGCAGAGUGAAGCAGGGCAGAGUGGAAUUCCUGCUGGUUUGAUCUGGUAGCACUCCAGAUCCUUGAAUGGUUUAUCAGGGAUGCACAGACUUCUGACUUUCUUCUUAGAGGCGUACAGUAAUUCCUCGCUUAGCGUUGUAAUUAUGUUCCUGAAAAAUGUGACUUUAAGUGAAACGAUGUUAAGCAAAUCCAAUUUUCCCAUAAAAAUUAAUGUAAAUGGGGGGGGUUAGGUUCCAGGGAAAUUUUUUGCACCAGACAGAAAAUUAA